CGCCGCCCUCCCGCCAUGAGGAAGGAGGUCCUCACCCUGGCCUUCGCCCGCGCCGUCUUCGUGGAGUUCCUCUCCACGCUCAUCUUCGUCUUCAUCGGGCUGGGCUCGGCGCUCAAGUGGCCCUCGGCGCUGCCCUCCAUCCUGCAGAUCGCGCUGGCCUUCGGCCUCGCCAUCGGCUCCCUGGUGCAGGCCUUCGGCCACAUCAGCGGCGCCCACAUCAACCCGGCCGUCACCAUCGCCUUCCUCGUGGGCAACCAGAUCUCCUUCCCACGCGCCCUCCUCUACGUGCUGGCCCAGCUGGUCGGGGCCAUCGCCGGCGCCGGGAUCCUCUACGGCGUCACCCCAGCCAACACCCGCGGCAACCUGGCCGUCAACGCCCUCAACAACAACACGACGCCGGGGCAGGCGCUGGUGGUGGAGAUGAUCCUGACCUUCCAGCUCGCCGCCUGCAUCUUCGCCUCCACCGACAACCGGCGCAGCGGCAGCGGCUCCCCCGCGCUCUCCAUCGGCCUCUCGGUCACCGUGGGGCACCUCGUGGGGAUUUACUUCACCGGCUGCUCCAUGAACCCCGCCCGCUCCUUCGGCCCCGCCGUGGUCACCAGGAGGUUCAGCCCCGCGCACUGGGUGUUCUGGGUGGGCCCGAUCCUGGGGGCGAGCCUGGCGUCGCUGCUGUAUUUCUACGUGCUGGUGCCGUACUGCAUGGCCCUGUCCGACCGCCUGGCCAUCCUCAGGGGCACCUACGAGCCCGAGGACGACUGGGAGGAGCAGCGGGAGGAGCGCAAGAAAUCCAUGGAGCUCACCCCGCCUUAGGAAUCCCGGGGGGCCCGGGGGGGGGUCGGCAGUGCCGGGGGAGGGCUGGAAAACCCCUCGGAGCUCGGCCGGCCCCUCCU
Molecule: messenger RNA, 890 nt
Organism: Chiroxiphia lanceolata (lance-tailed manakin)
Lineage: Eukaryota; Metazoa; Chordata; Aves; Passeriformes; Pipridae
Gene: AQP5
Product: aquaporin 5
Exons: 4
Coding region: 16-810 (264 amino acids)
Biological process (GO): transmembrane transport
Cellular component (GO): apical plasma membrane; plasma membrane
Molecular function (GO): water channel activity
Source: RefSeq, a predicted model, not a curated record